UACUCAGUCAGCACCAUGGGACUCACGUCUAACUCCGGGUUCUACCUGAGCCGCAAGGUGGUCGUCCUUGCGGUGGUGGCACUCGGAGCGCUACUGCUGUCUGUGGCGGUGCUUAGCUCCUUCGUCGUCCCCUGCAGUCACACACCUUCGCAGCCGUCGGAGAAGUCCAGGACCGUGCCUAGGGCUGCACCGGCUAUCCAGGGGGUGGCCUUCAAGCAGCAAGCGGAGGAAGAGAAAAAGGCGACCAAGACUAGCAACAUCCGCGGCCCCGGGACUCGGCCGAGCGUCAGGAGACCCUCCUGGUCCUGGGACCACCGGAGUCAGUCCACCUCCGGGCCCCUGAACCACCCAAACCUGACCACCUCCGGGCCCCUGGACCGCCCGACCCUGUCCACCUCCGGGCCCCUGGACGACACAAACCUGACCACCUCCGGGCCCCUGGACCACCCGACCCUGUCCACCUCCGGGCCCCUGGAUGACACAAACCAGACCACCUCCGGGCCCCUGGACCACCCGACCCUGUCCAGCUCCAGUUCCCAGCCCCAGUCUACCUCUGAACCCUGGAAGCAUCAGCGCCUGCCCUCCGACGUGGUGCGCCUGCCCUCCGACGUGGUGCCCCUGCACUACGACCUGGAGCUCUGGGUUCCGCUGCAGCCGGACCAAAUUGCCAACUCCUCCAAGUCCUUCAGCGGGCGGCUCAACAUCACUGUGAAAUGCGUCUCCCCGACCACCCGGGUGCUGAUCCACAGCUUGCACCUAGACUACGAGGGCGCCAAGGUGCUGGGUCCCUUGCCUGAGGGCCCCGGGGCUGACCGGGAGCAGUGGCCAGUGGGCCAGGUGUCGGUGAACAACUUGUGGAAGUUCCUGGAGAUGGAGUACCUGGUGAUGGAACUGAGUGAAACCUUGAAGCCCGGCAGCCACUAUGUGCUGCAGUUCGACUUCUCCGGCUUAGUGAACCAGACCGACAAAGAUGGGCUCUUCAGAAACUUAUAUACCGACCAGGGAGAGACUAGGGCUCUGAUUGCUUCUCAACUGGAACCAACACAUGCCAGGAGAAUUUUCCCCUGUUUUGAUGAGCCAGCUAUGAAGGCAACCUUCAGUAUCACAAUUGUUCACCAUCCUACUUAUGUGGCUCUUUCCAACAUGCCAGUCCUAGCGACAUCUGAAAGAGAAGAUGUAAAGGGAAACAAAUGGAUUGUUACCAGCUUUGAAACUACUCCCCUAAUGUCAACAUAUAUAACUGCGUUUGCUGUAUGUGACUACAAUUAUGUCAAUGGAACUGAAAGGGGCAAGGAGGUACGGAUUUGGGCUCGGAAAGAUGCAGUUGCUGAAGGCGGAGCAGACUUUGCUUUGAGUAUUGCAGGCCCUAUCUUCUCAAAGCUGGAAGAUUUAUUUAAUGUUGGUUAUCCUCUUCCAAAAAUAGAUCUCAUCGGGUUUCCUAUUUUUAAUACACAAGCAAUGGAAAAUUGGGGACUAAUAACAUUUGAUGAUUUUGUGUUGGUGCAAGAGAAGGACGACCACCCCGAGAGAAAAAGCAUCAUUUUGUCCACUGUUGCACAUGAAAUUGCACAUCAGUGGUUUGGAAACUUAGUUACCGCAAAGUGGUGGAAUGAUAUUUGGCUCAAUGAAGGAUUUGCAACCUAUUUUGAGUAUUAUACAACUAAACAUUUUGAUCCUCAAAUAUUCAAAUUUCAGAAUGAAUUCUUUUAUUAUUCUGAUAUGAAAGAUGUUUACAAAGAAGAUCAUGCGAUGAUGCACCGAACUGUAUCCACAGAAGUGAAAAAUUAUGCAAAUACACAAGAAAUAAGUGAUCUUUUUGACUUAUAUAUUUAUAAAAAGGGAGGUUGUGUAAUCCGGAUGAUGUCAAAUUUUCUCAGUGAGAAUCUGUUCCUUAGAGGAAUUGAAUCAUAUUUGAAAACAUUUGCGUUCUCUAAUGCUGAGCAAGAUGAUCUGUGGAAUCAUCUUCAAAUGGUUCUAGACAACCAGACUGAAAUUCUCUUGCCAGCAUCAGUAAAAAGCAUAAUGGACAAAUGGACGCACCAGAGUGGAUUUCCAAUUAUAACAUUAGAUGUGUCUACUGGCAUGGUCAACCAAGAACCAUUUUUUCUUGCUAAUUAUAAAAACCAGAUGACUACCCUCCACAAUAACACAUGGAUUGUCCCCAUUACUUGGACAAAAAAUGGAAUUGUACAACCAUUAGUCUGGCUAGAUGAAAGCAGCAAAAUAUUUCCUGAAAUGCAACUAUCGUAUUCAGAACAUGACUGGGUGACUUUAAAUUUGAAUACAACUGGAUAUUAUAUGGUUAAUUAUGAUCAAUUGGGUUGGAAGAAAAUAAGCUUAUUGCUUCAAAAAGAUCCAAAGGCUAUUCCAGCCACUGACAGGAUGAAGCUGUUUGAUGAUGCCUUUAGAUUGUCUUGGAAUGAUUAUAUUGAAAUUGAAACUGUCCUUGAUUUAACCAAGUACCUUGCCAAAGAAGAAGAAGUCAUAGUGUGGGAUACAGUUUUGCAAAACCUACUAACUUCUGAUAUCUUUGUCAAUUUGAAUAACCACGAUAUAUAUCCCUUAUUUAAGAAAUAUUUAUUAAAGAGAAUUACUCCAAUGUGGCGUAUUUACUCAACCAAAAUUCGUGAAAAUAACUUAGAAGAUGACAUUAUGGCUAUACUAUCCCUGAGAAGUGUAUUUGGAGCAGCAUGUUGGUUGGGACUUGAAGACUGUCUACAGCUGUCAAAGGAAAUGUUCUCAAAGUGGAUGAAUCAUUCAGAGAUCAUUAAAAAUUCUAAUCUCAUUACAUAUGAAGUGAUGUGUUACGGUAUUGCCAUGGGAAGCGAUAGAGAAUGGGACUUUUUGUUGAACGUUUGUGAAAACAAAUCUGAAGGCAAUAGGGAUGGAAUAAUACGUUCAUUGUCCUGCAGCAAAGAGCCAUGGAUACUUUACAGGUAUAUGGAAUAUGCUUUGAAUGCAAAUUUGUUCGGUUCUGACUCGGCAAAAGUCAUUCAAAAUGUGGCAGCAACUGAAGUUGGCCGGCUUGUAGUCAAGGACUUUUUAGUCAACAACUGGCAAGCUGUAAUGGAAAAGUUUGGGAAAGAAAAUGUAUUCUAUCUAGCACAUAUUCUUGCAAAACCUAUAUCCACAAAUGCACAGAUCCAUGAAUUACAGCAACUUUUCGGUAACAUGCUAGGAGAGAAAAUCACGAAUGUGCUUCAUACACACCUACACAAAGAAAUGGAGCGUAAUAAGCAAAAUGACAGGAAGAUUGCUCAGAUCGCUAACUGGCUAAAGAAAAAUAUGGCUGAUUAA
Molecule: messenger RNA, 3297 nt
Organism: Trichosurus vulpecula (common brushtail)
Lineage: Eukaryota; Metazoa; Chordata; Mammalia; Diprotodontia; Phalangeridae
Gene: LVRN
Product: laeverin
Exons: 21
Coding region: 16-3297 (1093 amino acids)
Biological process (GO): peptide catabolic process; proteolysis
Cellular component (GO): cytoplasm
Molecular function (GO): metalloaminopeptidase activity; peptide binding; zinc ion binding
Source: RefSeq, a predicted model, not a curated record